This is a messenger RNA of Emiliania huxleyi CCMP1516, 355 nucleotides long. RefSeq lists its product as hypothetical. The annotation marks the transcript as partial. The transcript has a single exon. Lineage: Eukaryota; Haptophyta; Isochrysidales; Noelaerhabdaceae. The record is from RefSeq and is a predicted model, not a curated record.
UUGCGUCCCUCUCGCUGCGCCGUGCUCGCGCUGAUCGCCGCCGCCGCGCUCGCCGCCGCGGAGACCAGCGAGGCGAGCGCCCGGAUGCAGGUGGAGAUUGACGCUGCAGCUGGCUCCGCCGCGGCGGCGGCGCCCGACCCGCGGCUGAACGAGCACAUGAUGGGGCUCGCGGCCGAGAUGUCCGACCAGCUCACCGACAUCAUGGCGUCGCUGCAGCACGGCUCAGACUCUGCGCGCGACGCGGCGGUCGCGCGCCUCGGCCAGCUCUCCAUUGCGACGGCCGAGGCGGGCCGCGAACAGGCGCGCAUGUUCCGUUCGGCAGUGGUGGUGGGAGGCGCACUGCCGGAGCUGGUGA